Messenger RNA from Ramularia collo-cygni, 108 nucleotides. RefSeq lists its product as uncharacterized. Bases 1 to 108 code for a protein of 35 amino acids. The transcript is spliced from 2 exons. NCBI's taxonomy places the organism in Eukaryota, Fungi, Ascomycota, Dothideomycetes, Mycosphaerellales, Mycosphaerellaceae. The record is from RefSeq and is a predicted model, not a curated record.
AUGCCAGAUGGCGCUGAUCUCUACCAGCCAGACAUACCUCCUGUUGAGAUGAGAGUCAUGAGACCGAGAACUAUCCUACUAUUCGAACGACUUGGCGCACCGCAGUAA